AGGAGAAGUGUAACAUGUGGGACAGUGGGGAGUGCCGCGAGGGAGAGGGCUCUGGGAAGAGGUCGGCAAACUGGCAAAGUGGACUUUAGAAAGAAAUCAUGGUGAAUUAACCCCUUUGGCUCGCCAUCAAACAGCCAACGAACGAAGAAGCCAGCCGGCAAAGUGGUGCCAUUUGCUUCCCUCUUCUCGCAUCUCCUCUAUCCGUCCGCCCUUCGCUUUACUUGCAGCACUACUGCAGUACUGCUAGUGUGCUGUUUUACUGCGGCCAUCGAACUGCCCCAGAGCGGCUUCCAAAUUCGAGGCGUAAAUCCCGGAGAGGAGGAGUAGGGCCAAAACCUAGCCACCGCCCGCCCGCGGCGAUGUCGGCGCCCCCGCCCCCGCCCCCGCCUCCGCCGCCGGAGGAGCCCGUCGCCGUCGCCGUCGUCGGCAACGACAAGGUCCUCGCCGCGGCGCAGCACAUCGUCAAGUCGCUCGCUACGUCCAAGAACGCCGCCGACGACAUGAUCCGCAUCCUCUCGGGCUUCGACCACCGCCUGUCGUCCAUCACCGCCGACCUCUUCCCGUCGCCCUCGCCUUCCCACUCCCUCUCCCCCUCCGACGCCGACACCUCGGAGCCCGAGGCCCUCUCCAUGGCCGCCUUCGACGCCGCGGAGCAGCUCAUCCACCUCUGGGACACCACCCCGGAGGCGCUCGUCUUCGACGCCCCCGACGACGCCGCCGCCGCCGACUACCUCGCUGCGGUCGACGUCGCCGUCGACCACCUCGCCGCCGGGAGUCUUGCCGCCACCUCUGGGCGCGCGGGGGUCGCCGUGCAGCUCGCUAUGGCGCGGCUCGAGGACGAGCUCCGGCACCUCAUGCUGCGCCACUCCGUGCCACUGGACGCCAGCGGGCUCUACUGCUCGCUGCGUCGCCUCUCGCUGGAGUCCAUGGACGAUCUCGACGCUUCCUCCGAAUUCGAUCCCACCACCCCGCACAGCCAGGAGGGCGCACCAGAUACCGCCCGCAGCGCCAGUCUGGUGGGGAACCCGUUUGACGACCAGCUCUUCGACUUAGUGCGGCCGGAUGCUGUUGACGAGUUGCGCGCCAUUGCUGAACGGAUGGGGCGCGCUGGGUAUGAAAGUGAGCUCAUGCAGGUGUAUUGUGGCAUCCGCCGUGACCUACUUGACGAGUGCCUCGUGGUUCUGGGUGUCGAACGGCUCAGCAUCGAUGAGGUGCAGCGUGUGGAGUGGAAGCAAUUGAAUGACAAGAUGAAGAAAUGGGUGCAUGGGGUCAAGACGGUUGUCCGUUCCCUGCUGACAGGUGAACGCCGGCUCUGUGAUCAGGUGCUUGCAGUGUCCGAUGAGCUGCGGGAUGAGUGCUUUGUUGAAUCCACCAAGGUUUGCAUAAUGCAGAUUCUUAACUUUGGGGAUGCCGUGGCUGUGUGCCCUCGAUCGCCAGAGAAGGUUUCCCGGAUUCUUGACAUGUAUGAGGCACUUGCUGAGGUAAUCCCUGAACUGAAGGAGCUGUUCUUUGGGACUCCUGGGGAUGAUGUUAUCUGUGAUUUGGAGGGGGUCCUUGGGAGGCUUGGGGAUGCAGUGAAGGGAAACCUUCUUGAGUUUGGGAAGGUUCUACAGCAGGAGUCAUCACGACGACCUAUGAUUGCUGGUGAGAUCCACCCAAUCACACGCUAUGUGAUGAACUAUCUUAGGUUGUUGGUCGUUUACAGUGACACUCUUGACAAACUCCUGGAUGAUGCUGCUGCUGGAGAUUUAGAUCACAAUGCUUCACAUGGAGGUGCUGAUGAGGAUGAGGAUUAUCUGGAGAGCUUGACUCCACUUGGACGCCGUUUGGUGAAGCUGAUGUCCUAUUUGGAGGCCAAUUUGGAGGAAAAAUCUAAACUUUACGAUGAUGGUGCACUGCAGUGUAUUUUUUCCAUGAAUAAUACACUGUACAUUGUCCAAAAGGUGAAAGAUUCCGAGCUUGGGAGGGUUUUAGGUGAGCAUUGGACACGGAGGCGCCGUGGGAAGAUUCGGCAAAACUCGAAGAGCUACCUUAGGAUAUCAUGGACCAAGGUUUUGUCUUAUCUCAAGGACGAUGGCUAUGGCAGUGGGGGUGGAAGUAGUCUUGGGAAUUUGAGUUCGAGGGUCAAGGAGAAAUUUAAGAACUUCAACAUGGCAUUUGAUGAGAUAUACAGGAGUCAAACGCUCUGGAAGGUACCGGAUCCUCAACUCCGCGAAGAGCUCAAGAUAUCUAUAUCUGAAAAUGUGAUUCCAGCAUAUCGUGCUUUUCUGGGGAGAUAUGGUAGUCUAGUGGAUAAUGGAAGGAAUUCAGGAAAAUACAUAAAGUACACUGCAGAGGACUUGGAGAAUCAGCUGUCUGAUCUGUUUGAAGGGUCACUAGGGUCUGCCAACCAUUCCAGGAGGAGGCUGUAGUUCCCUUUGAUGGUAUUUGGUUACAGGUAUGGUCUUGUUACAAGUGAUAGUAUAUUGCUGAACUGCUGGCGGAACCACAUGCAUUGAAUUGGUGCUUGGCCAUAGUUCUUAUGGUGCUGCAAUACCACAGGAGUCCACAGGAGGAUCCUUUGGUUUUAUAAAUCAGAUCAAUGUGUACCGGAAAUAAUGUACGUGUAUUGUUUUUUCAGUGUACAAGUAUCUUUGUACAUUUCAGUGUCCAAGAUCUAGGAAUUUGGCACUAUCUAGAGAGCCACUUCGUGGAAUAGAUUGAACAUGUUAUAUGUGUGUACUGUUGGAGAACAUAUAACAUACUCCGUAUUGCAGAAGAUAUGAAAAGAGGGCAUGUUUAGGCCCAAACAGAAAGGAAUAGAUUUUGAAAUUUGCAAACUCGGAUAUGAUGUGAUUCAAACAUAUCUUAUGAAGUCCUUGAAAUUAAAGACCCCGCUGCAGAACUGACCACAUUGCAAAAUCUGGUUGAUCGUAA
This is a messenger RNA of Brachypodium distachyon (stiff brome), 2916 nucleotides long. Its product is annotated as exocyst complex component EXO70A1. The coding region runs from base 360 to 2411 and encodes 683 amino acids. Gene Ontology annotation, biological process: exocytosis. Lineage: Eukaryota; Viridiplantae; Streptophyta; Magnoliopsida; Poales; Poaceae. Gene Ontology annotation, molecular function: phosphatidylinositol-4,5-bisphosphate binding. Gene Ontology annotation, cellular component: exocyst. The transcript has a single exon. The record is from RefSeq and is a predicted model, not a curated record.